Molecule: messenger RNA, 1059 nt
Organism: Plenodomus lingam JN3
Lineage: Eukaryota; Fungi; Ascomycota; Dothideomycetes; Pleosporales; Leptosphaeriaceae
Source: RefSeq, a predicted model, not a curated record
AUGGCCAUGCACGGUGGGCCAAUGUCGGAUAGUCCAAGGCUGGCAAGGAGUAAGGGUGGUACGUGUGGCGGACCACUUCAGAUUGCCCGCACCAAAAGAUCGAUCGAGCAUGUGAAGAGACGGACACCACACCCGGCAGAGUACAUGCAUGCGAAUUAUGUCCCGAGCCUAGAAUUCCAGAUCCGCGGAUGUGUUUGUUCCAAGAUCUUCCAGGACGCGGCUAGACGGGAUCACCGAUCAUCCGAAGCAACAAGAUCUCGCCUCAAAAUGGGUGAUUGGCUGCAAUUUCAAGGGUGCAGGCGGACGCAGCCUCUUUUUGCAAAAUGCGGUUUGCGUGACGUUGGGCAGGCAGCCACAAAGCUUCGUUAUGCGGGCCUCCACGAUUCUAGACACCAAUGGGACUUGAGAAGUAUGCGGGUACUCUCAGUAGGAGUGGAGAGGAGUGGGGACACCAAAGGACCCGCUUCUAUACUGGGCUUGCGCGCCAUAAAUGUCGUCAUAUUAGUAAUAGACAAGGUACGGUCGCCAGUCUACACAACCGUUUCAUCAGGUGGCCAUGGGGCAGUCAACAAAUACUGCGAUGUGCACCGCUGGAGUAUCAUUGUCGAGAUCGAGAUGCCAUCAUGGCAACAACGAACCAAAACAGGCCACCACAACAUGACUGCCUCUCUGGAUUUGUUCUGCCAACGCGCCACUACUUGUCAUCUUUGGGUCGGUGGCUGGACCGAGAUUUUGAUUGAGCAAGGCGGUAGAGUAGACGGGACCCUGAGAAGACGUCCAGUGGACAUGGGAAUAACGCAUAUAGUACAUACCACACCGUGUGUAGAGCAUGGUGGAGUAGACUCUUGUACUCUACGCUGUCGUCCCGGGCCACAACAGGCAGUCUCUGCCAGAGUCUGGGACGCUGGGGCUGCGCACUGGGCGGUGAAUGAUAAUACGCCGAGAUGGGAAGAAGAUCUUCGCUCCGGCCGCUCCACAAAGACCAAUGAUUGGUGGCCACUGCCCAAAAUAGCUGACAUGCCUUCCUGCCCUCGCGUCAUCCCGGCGGAUUUUGGGUGA